CCCCAUUACACCGGAACAUCUGUCAGAGACGUUGGAUCUGACAGCUGCUGUGUCCAACACAACCUUAUUCUGCACCAUGUUUUGGAAACCUAGAUUCUAAACCUUCUCAUUAUUAGACAGGGUGAUCUGGUCUGUACAAUCAAACACAGACAAUGGAGUCGGAAUUUUCUGCAAUGUCCUCCAUGAGUGAGCAGCUGAACUUACAGGACGCUUCUCCAGGGGUCUACAAGGAGGCGUAUCGGCUGGCCCUCUACGCGCUGCUGAAUGGCGGUCAGGAGGCAUAUCAGGAGUUCCUUAAGGCGGAGGGGAUCGCCGACUUUCUCUCAGAGGAGGAAAUUAGGUACAUUCUGGAGAAUAAGAAAUGGCCUUCAGGAGAUGAUGAUGAGGAGGACUGUGAGGGUAUGGACAAUGCACCUUCUACAUACUGCCCAAUGGAAUCUGAUGUGGAGGUACCAGACCUGGAUCUGGGCUGGCCGGAAGCCAGGCUUGAGCAUGUGGAGACCAACGUCCACAUGCUUUUCCACCCGCCAAGACAAAACAUGCCAAACAUCAAAACAGUGGUGCGGAAAUAUAUCAAAGAAGCAAAAAUGGUUAUUGCUAUAGCAAUGGAUAUAUUUACUGAUGUGGACAUAUUCCGAGAUCUGGUUGAAGUUUCCACCAGGGGAGUGGUGGUUUAUUUGCUGCUAGAUGACCUGCAGUUCAACAGCUUUCUACGCAUGUCGGAAAAGGCCAACGUUCCUCUCCAAAAGCUAUGGAAUGUGCGGAUUCGCACAGUGAAGGGUCACGAGUACCGCUGUCAGUCCGGGGCAAAGUUCCAUGGAGCCAUGGAGCAGAAGUUCAUGGUGGUGGACUGCCACACAGCACUGUAUGGGUCGUAUAGCUUUAUGUGGUCCUACGAAAAAAUCAAUCUCAGUAUGGUGCUUCUCAUCACAGGCAAGUUGGUGUCCUGCUACGACGAGGAGUUCAGAAGACUAUUUGCUCGCUCCAUAAUACCUGCCCAGCUUCUCCAACAGACGAUACCAGGCACAGAUGUCCUCUGUGGCAGGAGCCCAGCGCCCCUGCAGAGCCUCCAUUCUGCCCAGUUCUUUGAGAGAACACGCUCCUUUGACACCUCUCAGCUGAAAGUAAUGAGAGGACGCCUGAACAUGUUAAACCACACCGACAAACUUGAGGAAGGCACACAUGCCAAUGGAUCGAACAUCAACCAUGGACUGAAUCUCCAGCGAAACCCUCCCACCAACACUUACACUGGCUUUCAACAGAGACUGUACUCAUCGCUGCGUCAGAGGAGCCGAGUCGUAGGUGACAAAGGUCCUGAUGUCCUGGACAGAAGCCCUCUCUCUGCCGCUGGUCAGCUUAACAGUCAGGCCCAGUUCAGGCAACCAGCCCAAGAUGACAGCGCUCUUCAUCAGCCGUCUUUCCUCAGCGUCUCUGAGUUGUCUCUUCAUAAAUGGAGAAUCGACUCAUAUCUCAGGAAUGACCAGGUUCCGGCGGACUCCACCGAGAGUUUGGACCGUCUGAGUUUACGAUCCGACAGCAAGUCGUCUCUACAAACCCCUCAGUCUUCCAGACCGAACCUAUUCAAAACCCCCGAGCAACCAACUAUGACUGACCUGAGGGCCCUGAGUCCAAUCCUGGGCAGACGCACCAUCACCUCUGUGUACACUUCCCUGCAAAGAGCCAAAGAGAACGAUCCGGUCAGGGAUCCUAAAAAGCCUGAACUUAGUACGGAACGCCGACUCAGUGAAGAUUCGACCACUCCCCUUACCAGGCAGUCACUAUAUACUGGACUAGUUAGUACAUCGACAGCGAUCAAACAACCAGGAACAUCUGACCAACCUUCACUCCGUGAGACCAACCAUCAGUCUCGCCCUGACGUCAAGCAGGAGACCGAAGUUGCCAUAAGUAAGCCAAUUCCCCCUAAACCCAGCUCUGUGAAAAGCCUUGAUAAUCUCCUAACUGAUCAAAGAGAAGAGGUGGCAGAAGCCGUGAAAGAUGAGACAAAUGCGUCACAGAAACUCAGCGAGUCUCACAGGUCCAUGUCCCAUUACGACAUCAAAACCACAGACGAUAAGAAGACCCCACAGUCCUACGACUGGCAGGAGCCUCCCUCCAGGACAGCCUCGGCGUUCCAUUUAGGGCAAGAGACAGAUUCCUCACUGCCCAAGGGCUCCAACCUAAAACGCAUGCGCCCCUUCAGCGACAGCAACAAGACCCGUUUGUCUCUGAUUGAAAUACCAGAAGAAAAAGAGGGUCUUGGCUCAGUUAGAAACUUGGAUGAAAUCGGUAAAGUCACCGAAGACUUGGUCACUUCGGCAAAGACUCAACCAGCGCCCAUUGAAGCAAAUGUUCACAUUUCAGACAGACGGCCCAGCUUCACGGAGACAAUAGGGAGCCCCACUCCCUCCUUCGGCAGUAGCAGGGACUGGUUUUCACCCUUGACCAGCCCUGUGUCCAGUCGUCCCACGACUCCCACGUGGAGCAGCUCGCAGAGACACGAGGUAGAGCGGGCUGUGGCUCCGACACCGAGGACGCUGUCCGCCCUGGACGUGGUGGGUCGUUCGCACCACAUGCUGGAACGCGGAUCGCAGUCCUCGGUGGCCACGGUGGAGAGUGUGAUGUCCAACCCAGGCGAGGGGCGCUACGGCAUCCCGGAGGUCAAGCGGAACAAGGUCUAUAGUCGCUUUGAGCACUUCCUGUCCGUGGAGAGGAGAGCCCCCGAUAAGACUGAAACUGACCGCAUGAAUGCAUACGCUGCCGAGAAGCGCAGGAGUUUGUUCAUGGGUGCCUCCAGUUCCUACUCCAGAUACCAGACACAGCCACAGACUGACAAUAGGUUUGGCAAAUUCAUACAGCGAGUGGGCAGUCUGAUAACCAAAAACAAGUAGAAUGAUAUUCAUAGGUUUUAAUACUCAGGCUUCUGUGAGUGCGUUUGUAAAUACAGUCAAUAGAAAACUGUUAGAAAUGAGAACUGUUAGAAAUUUAGACCUGUUUUCUGCUGGUAUUUUUAAAUGUAUUUAAGGAAGUGCAUGUGCAGGUUGUACAUUGUACAUUGCAGAAUAAGAGGAUAAAACAACUAAUAAGAAACCACAACAUCUUGUUUUUUGUCUUGUGGGUAUAUUUUUGGGUACAAUGAUAUCAUUGUAAAUUGAUGGAUUAUCAAAUAAUGCAAAUAAUGUAUACGAAAAUGAGGUCAAUGAUGUUUCUUUUGAAUAUUUAUUCUGAUCAUCAAAAAAAUUCUGAUAGAAGACUGAAAAAAUUCAGUACAAGCCCUCGUCACAUCUC
Molecule: messenger RNA, 3285 nt
Organism: Sardina pilchardus (European sardine)
Lineage: Eukaryota; Metazoa; Chordata; Actinopteri; Clupeiformes; Clupeidae
Product: protein FAM83B-like
Exons: 5
Coding region: 153-2888 (911 amino acids)
Biological process (GO): signal transduction
Cellular component (GO): cytoplasm; membrane
Molecular function (GO): protein kinase binding
Source: RefSeq, a predicted model, not a curated record